CGUGGAGGAGAACACAGCAUACAGCAUCAUCCUCGCAUACAACCGCCCUUUCCCUGGGAAACAAGGAGGCAGGCUCGAGCCAUUGGAUGAUAUCUGAUAAACGCGAGCUGUUCCUGGGCUGUCAGAUUGGCGGCACCCAGCCGCGUCGCUACGCGCACCGAUCAUGCGGGAACAAUGUGAGCUCUCGUCUCCUCCUCUUCAGCUAGCCCCUCUUCAGUCAAGAGGUGUUGUCGUGGUGAGACGGCGUUUUGUCGGGAGUAAAGGGACAGUUUUACUGCAACGCUAUCUCCAUAGCUCCGAAUGAGAGCAAGUGACCCGGAAGAAAGGUUGUUGCCUUGCUUUUGCCUGCCCGUGCACGGUGUAGUAGCAACGUCCAUGCGCCGUUUGCUAAUUUGAAAUUGGACCGAGCCAAUUGAGGACUUCGAGGCAGGUGUGCGGUGUCAUUCGUAAUUCUGCUGGCCAAAAGCGUAUACGCGGUCCAUUUUCCCGUCUCAUCUCAGAUGUGUAUGGACUUUAAUACCGGUCAAGCAGGCUCCUGUCGACGAGGUUGAUACAGUAUUUUGUUGCAGAGCGAAUUUCUUUCAGAUGUCUCCGUGUUCGCUUUGAGGAACGGACAGACUAGGCUCUGGAUUUAAAGCCUGAGGAGGAGUGCGGAAUUCUCCGGAACGAGUGAAGAAUUGAGAUCACUGAUGCCCGUCUCUCCCGAAUAAGUCUCCCAGCUUUUGACUUUUAUGACGGAAAGUGUACCCAGCUACGGUAGAACUGUUAGGAGACCUCUUCAACAUGAAUACAGACAGUGGAGGAUGCGCUCGCAGCAGCGCUGCCUUGCUUCUCACCCUCUCCCACAUGAAGCGGGUCCAGAGCGUCCCCAAUCUGGCUACAGGGAGUGAUUCUCACUCGUCAGAUUCAGAUGCAUGGAGGUCGCGUAGCACCGACGGCCUGAGGAACGGCGACGACGUCACUUCUUCCCUGGCCGCCAAGGGCUUCCGCAGCGUCAGACCCAACCUGCAAGACAAGAAGUCCCCCACACUGGCUGUCAAUCAAGUCCCCCUCCCGCCCCCUAGGAGAGAGAGCUACCCCUCCCCCGCUACAGGUGCUAUCCCCCCCUCCUACACCUCCCUCCUAGCCGAGACCCUCGGACCCGGGAUGCUAGCCCUCUCCAACGAGAAGGCCGUCCUCAAAGAGUCUUACACAGUCAAGAGCAGGUCUUCUUACUCCCACCAUCAGACUACUACCACCACUUCUGCACCCCAAUCUGAACCCGAACCCAACCCCCAGCCCCCACAAACAAACCCUCAGUCUCCCCUCGCCAACCCCAUCCCCAAUGACACCAGCAAGGUCAAAGCCUCCACAGCUACUUCCUCCACCACCCCCCAGCUUCAGGCUGCAGAGCGCAAGGUGUCCUCCCUCAGACUCACCCCCGUCACCAUCCCUGAUCCCCCCUCUCACCAGCCCGUCCCCCAGCCUGAGACUCUCACCACCUCCCUUCCUCCCCCUAACCUUCCCCCCCGUACUGACUCCUCCAUCGGCCCCCAAAGCCAGCACACAGCCUCCCUCUCCGUCCAGAUGGCCCCGCGGAACCCCAAACCACCGGGCUCCAAGGCCCCUACCCUGGAGCCCAAGGCCCCAGCCCCAGCUUCUGACCCUGGGGAGGGCAGGAAGGUGAAGGCCCCCCCUCAAGUUCCACCUCUACCGUCUGCAGCGAAUGUGGUGGGCCAAGCUAUUCAAGUGGCUAUGAAUGGAAGUGCGCCCCACCCCCAGAGACCCUCCUCACCCCCGGCCUACCCCCCUCUCCCCGCCUCGUUCAGCCCGGGGGUGGUUCACAUGCAGAGUCGGAGCGCAGAAGGUUCAGAGUCGGUGAUGUCGGGCCACACCAGCGUGAGCAGCACGGUGCCCAUCGCCCGCUUUUCAGAGGAAGAGAAGAGGGUGUCUGUCAUCAAGGCGCCCCACUACGAGGGCAUCGGCCCCGUGGAUGACACGGGCAUCCCAAUCGCCAUUCGCACGACGGUGGAUAGGCCAAAGGACUGGUACAAGACCAUGUUCAAGCAGAUCCACAUGGUUCACAAAGCAGAUGACGACUAUGCCGACUCGUACAACGCCACAUAUACUGUCAGCGGUGACAGUGACACAUAUGGUCAGUCCUCCAACCCCACCGUGGCCUACCCUCCCCCAGGACACAAACGUACCGGCCCCUGGCCAAGAGCCCGUCGGACAACGGAGGCCCCGGGACCUUCAGGGAGCCCUCCCCCGUGCCACCGCCACCCCCGCCCAAGCCCUCCCUCCUACAGCUGAGGUAGAGACAGCGACCGGGAGCGAGACUCGCCCGACACCAUGAAUCAGUGGGGUCCUCCCGAUAGGAAAGUGGACACUAGAAAGUACCGCGCUGAACCCAGGAGUAUAUUUGAGUACGAGCCUGGGAAAUCAUCCAUUCUGGAGCAGGAGAGGCCGACCUAUAAGCUAAACCCAGAUGACAUAGAUUUAGAGAACGAGCCUUGGUAUAAGUUCUUUUCCGAGCUGGAGUUCGGCCGUCCGCCUCCUAAAAAACGUCUGGAUUAUAAUCCAGACAUCUGCCCUCGCCCACUCACAGAGACGUCGCUGUACUUCACUCCCACUGCUGACCGGGUUCCAGAGAGGCCGGCGAGUGCUGCCAGUGACUACAGGAAGAGGAGGAAGUCGGAGCCAUCAGGUGACCAGGGCAAGAACCAGGUCUCCCCAAAACCACCGGACCCUUACAAAGGCAGCAGCACACUGAGGAAACCUGCCAUCCGCUCCUCCCCCUCCUCCCCCUCCAGAGUCAAAGGUUUCCUCUCUCAUAGUGGGGUGACCACAGAAAAGAUUAGCGGUGGGGACACGUGCGAAAUGACCUACUCCCCCCGUUUGAGCUCUUCCCCGGGCCCGUACCUCCGCUCCCCUCUCUCCCCCAUGCCCUCCAACCUCGCCCACCGUCGCUACGACGACGAUGCCAACCCGGGGGGAGCCUCUUCGCCCUCCUCGCCCCUCAAGCGUGCCAUCUGCUUCAAGAACGGCUGGCAGACGCGGCGGCAGGACGCCGAGACAUGGAGCAGCACAGAAGACACGCCGCCCUCGCCCGCAAAGCUGAAGUCGCGUAGCUGCGACAACCUGCUCAAUGACAGGCACCCAGGGGGCACCGGCGGGCACAAGGCUACCCGUUCGGAGAGCGCCGGGUCACUGGUAUUCGACAACCCAUUGGGGCAAACCGCAUCGUCCUCUACUCGCUCCUUGCCUCGCCCGCACCGACGACGUGCCCACGACGCGCCAGGCUUCCUGAAGCUCUACCGCAAGAUGCACCACAUCGACCGCGCCCAGCUGCUACCCUCUGACGUGAUCCGCUCGGUCCGUGCCCGCAUCCUGGAGCUGGAGCGGCAGCCGCACCUCUUCCCCCGAAAACUCUCCCCCUGGGGGCCGUCGUGGGGCCUGGAGGUUCCUCGCGAUACGGUGCCAAUGCGCAUCUCCACGUACGAGCAACUCAUCCAGAAGUCCAAGUCCAUGCCCGACUUGGGAGAUAGCGAGGUCCCAUCUGGCGCAACCACGCCCGGCGGGUCAUCGUCCCGCGCCAGUAGUAGCGGGGGAGGAGGCGGCGGGGGCAGGGAGACACCCGGGUACCCCAAACGCCGUUUCUCCAUUGAGUCUCUGCUAGAAGAAGACAUUAACGAUGGGAAUGGUAACGGGACGUCCCAUCACACUUUUGACCACCAUCACGCUCACCAGGGGGCAAGGAACCCGCCUGAGGGUCAGCCCCGCCUCGCUCAGGAACCCCACAACCGCGAUUUCCCCGACCCCCUCGUUUAUCGACGCGCCACUGUCCCGGGGGCCGAGUACUCUGCGUCAGAGCAGGAUGCAGCCGCCUCGGACCUCAGUGACUUUGUCCAAGUCGAAGGAUCCUCCUUCUGCAGCGAGAGCGACUUUGACCACUGCUCGCUCACCUCGUCAGUCGAGAGCUUCUACGGCCCCUCCUCUCACCACCACCUUCGACACCACCACAGCCACAGCCACCACAACCCCAGUCAUCAGUCUCUCGGUCAGGGUCAGGGCUACCAGCACCGUCACCUCAUCAGCUCGUGUAAAGGACGCUGCCCGGCCUCCAACACCCGCUUUACCACUAUGCUGCGCCACGAGCGGGAGCAGGCCCGCCAGGAGCUCCGGCAGAAACCCCCCCAGACACAGCAAACCAGACACGGGGGAAGGGGAGGGAGCGGAGGGGACCUCCAUGCCCUACCCCCCUCGUCCCAAGCAGCCCAAACCCAGCAGGGGAUGUCCAAACUGGCCUUCCUCAUCAGUCCCGUGCCUUUCCGAAGGAAAAAGGGUGAUUCUCCACCCACUUCGAGAAGGGGUAGUGGAGGUCGAAGUACCAGGCCCAAGUCUAAAGAAGCCGUCUAUGAAGCUUUGGAUGCGGCCUUGAGGGAUAUCUACGAACACAUCCAAGCGGAGCGAGGCCGGAGCGGCGCUAGGCUACCAGACGAUAGCAUCCUCCGGAGGCUACUGGCUGAGAUCCUCCCGGAUGUGCCCGAGAGGAGCUCCUCGUUGCGGGGACAGAGGGGGAGCCGCAAGGGGGGUCCCUCCUCGAGCUCCUCGUACCCCGACGGGAGUCCCACGGGGUACAGCUCGUCACCGCGGCUACAGUCGCCGCUAAGUACCUCUUACAGUCUCCAUACAGAUGCCUCCAAUAACAACGACUUUGGAGAGGAGCCAGGCAACGCAGGUGGAGCACGCACACACAUAUAUAUAUAUACACACACAUAUAUAUACACACACACCAGCCCUCAGUCCAUCAUCUCCCUCCUCGACUCUCCCCAGCACUGCCUGACUGUGACCACCUCCCCUCCUACCAGUCACUGUGCUUCAGCAACGGAGCAGGAUGCCUCCAGGGGGUACAACACAACCACCAGCGACGGGGGAGGGGGGCAGACCAGACGAGCCACCCCGGACAGAGAGAAACAGCCUGCCAGAGCUAUAUAUGACUUUAAGGCACAGACCGCUAAAGAGCUGACGUUCAAGAAGGGCGACGCGGUGAACAUCAUCAGACAGAUUGACAGCAACUGGUACGAGGGGGAGCACCGCGGACGACUGGGCAUCUUCCCCAUCUCCUACAUAGAGAAGAUGCCGUUGCCAGAUAAGCAGCAGCCGAUUAGGCCUCCUCCACCAGCACACGUCAGAGAGAUCGGGGAGGGGGUGGCCCGUUACAAUUUCAACGCUGACACAAACGUGGAGCUGUCCCUCCGCAAGGGUGAGAGGGUAGUCUUGCUGAGACAGGUGGACCAGAACUGGUACGAGGGGAACAUCCCAGACACCACCAAGCAGGGCAUCUUCCCUGUGGCCUACAUAGACAUCGUCAAACGCUCGCCCUCCAAGAGCCCCGCCCCCUCCCACCAGCCAGACCCACACGGCUACCCCAGCAACAGGACACAGGGCUCCACGCCCACCAAGGUAGAGACAGAAGAAGAAGAAUAUUGCUUCACACAACUGGACCCAGAUGCAUUUAGAACAUUUGAGCCUGGUGAAGUAAGUGUGUGUGUGUGUGUGUACGUGCGAGAGAAUGAAAUGAGAUGGAGAGAGGGUACUGUUGGGUUUGGAUGGCAGGGGAGAAUGAGUGUGGAUGGGAUUGUGUACAUCUCUUCUUUCCCUCAUUCCCUCACACCCCUCCACUCCUGGUGUGUAAGUCUCUGCUUUUUUAUCCCCCCCUCCUCUCUCUCUUUCUCUCUCCCUCCGGAGCCAUUCAACAGCACUCCCACCCCCCCUUCCCUCCAUCACCACCAUCCUCCUUGCUCCACGCCCCCCUCCCCCCACACCCCCCCUCCUCCCGUGAAGACCCUCUGUCUGCAGGCCGUCACCAGCGAGUGGCUCUCCCUCACCCUCAGCCCCCCCUCCUCCGAUACCCCCAUACCACCCACACCGCCCCCCUUCCCCCCAAUCCUCCUCCCUUUCCUGGAAGAUCAAGAACGGAGGGCCACCCCUCCCGCACCACCCAAACGAGGGCUCACCCCUCCGCCACGAAAUGCAUCCAGUUGUCUCGCCUCCUCCCGCCCGGCUGUCAAGCAGUGGCUGUUUGACUUAGACUCCCCCCCCUCAGCCCCUCCUUUCUCUCCACCCCCUCCUCCUGACUCUUCCUCUCCCCCCGCCUCCCCCGUGCCCGACUCCUUCCUGGGAUACAUCGAAGAGAGGGGCCUAAGGGACAGUGAACAGAACAAACCACUGUCCCUAGCAGGCAGAGGGGGGUUCUUCUGCACUGAACCCGAGCCGGGGGACACGCCCGCAGAUUUGUUGCUGUGGUACAGGCCAAGUGUUCAGCCAGUAUCCUUAGAACUAGAAACGGAACCCCCCCCUCUUCAGCAGCAAGUGGAAGAUCCCUAUGAUCAGUUGUUGUCUAUGAUCCUGGAUCAGCCCAUGUGUGAUGAAGAUGGAGGGGAGGUUCUCAGGCCGGCCGUGGCACUGACCAACGAAUCACAGAGCAGGGUUAGGCUAGAGUCGGAGUUUCAUAGGCCUGUGACUACGCAGCCCCUGUCCAUCACGCAGGACAGCCAAUCAAAAAGGGUGAAUAGGUGGAUGGCAGGGUCUCAGAGGCCGAUGACAUUGUACAUUGAGGAAGAGGAGGAAGCUAUAGGAGGGGAAGAAGAGGAGAAGGAAGAAGAAAGGAACAUUGAUGUAGACUGUGGUACUGUAACUGUCCACAGAGAGGGGCUGAAAACAGAGGCUGAUGUCUAUCCGUCCCGCUGUCACAGCACUUUGUGCAACCCGGCACAGUUGGAACCCAUCACCCUCCUCCCUCCCCCCGUCUCUCCUCCCUCCUCACCAUCCCCCGCUUUUUACUCUGCCUCACAACCAGCUGAAGCCCUGGCUAUGCCUCCUUCCUCUCCACUGUCCCAUCUUCCUACCCCUCCCCCAAUUCCCCUCUCCUCCUCGCAACAGAUUGUGCCACCCUGCUCUCCUCCCCCCACUUCCCUCAUCUCUACCUCCUACCUCUCUUCUCCUUCACCCUCUUCUCCCCUUCUCACCUCUCCGCCUCUCACAACCUCUCCCCUUCUCACCUCUCCACCUCUCACGACCUCUCCCCUUCUCACCUCUCCACCUCUCACGACCUCACCCCUUCUCACCUCUCCACCUCUCACGACCUCCCCCCUCCCUCCCUCCCGCCCAUCCUCUACUACUCCUCCCCCCACCCCUCCCUCUUCCUCCCUUUUGGCCUCACGUCAAGCUCUGGUCUCCCCUCCUCCUCUCCAACCCUCUUCUCCAACCUCCCCCAUCCCUGACACACAACGGGCGCUCCCAUCCUCCCCUCCGCCCUCUUCUCCUCCUCUCCCUCUCUCCCCUCCACUUGUACCCUUUCCAGAACCUAGGUCUCCUAAGAUCAAGAGGUUUGUGCAGGAUUUGCUCCAUGGUGGCGGAGACCCGUUCCAGGCCCUGUACAACUACCUGCCCCGUAACGAGGAUGAGCUGGAGCUGAAGGAGGGGGACGUCGUGGACGUCAUGGAGAAGUGUGACGACGGCUGGUUUGUCGGGACUUCUCGACGGAGCAAGCAGUUUGGAACCUUCCCAGGAAACUACGUCAAGAAACUAUAAUGAUGAAUCCGGUCCACCCCCGCACCCUCCUUACUUGGACCCUUCCAUCUCUAGCACAACCCAUAUUGGACACAACCAACCCGGAGUAAAAUGAAGUUGCUCCUAGACACUGAUUUGGGUCAGUUUUGCACUUUCCCCACCAAUGGUUAUGGUUAGGAUUGGGGAGGUGGAGCUGACCCUAGAUCUGUACCUAGGGGAAGCCUCACCCCGGAACAACACGCCCCCACUAAUCGGGUCAUCCAAGAAGCCUUUCCCAAGCGUGUGUGACGUCACAGCAAGUAUUUUGUUUUAGCUCUAACUAGCCAACUCUACAGGAGACUAUUCCACUAACUAAACAGUUAUUUUCUAAAUGAUGGAGUAGAGGUUGAAGAAGAUCCAUACUUUUGUAUUCCUGUCACCUCAGAUACUGAAGGAAGGGUAGCCAAACAAGAUGGCCACCUUUUUAGUGUUGACAUCUGCUGUUAUUUGAUUCAUUAGAUCUAUUUUGACCCAGUAAUGUAAUAACUUGCAUUGAUAAGUUGAUUGUGUAACAUUCAGAGAGGUCAAAUGUGGUAAAGAGCGAGUUAAAGAUGCCAAGUAAACUGCCACUCAGGAUUGCCUUGACAUCAUCAUGUCAGCCAUGUUUCUUUUCCCUUUUUCCUCAGUGUUAAAUGAGUACAGAGACCCCCCCCCCCCUAAGCGUAUUAUCUGUAAUAGGAGGGCAUGGUAUUUUCAGAGCAGUAUUGUCAUAGGACAUUGCAACACAUUUUCAAUGUUUAGUCAUUUGGCAAAUGCUCUUAUCCACACCGACUUUCAAUAAGCAACACGAAACAACCACAGCGUUAUUAGUACAAAAAUCCUCAUCCGAUGUUACAUGUUCAUACCCCAACACAGGAACACUCACCUAUUUCCCCAGUGAAAAUGAUGAUGCUGUGUAAUCCAUGAUACCCAAAAGUGUUGCUGGAUACCAUGGGAUAGAGUAUGACAUGUUUGGAGACAAAUGCAUUGAUAUUGAAUGCAUAUAUGUAUAUCCAGAGCCUUUUAUGUGCACCGGAAGGUUCUGGAUAUCUGCCCACUAUGGGUCUACAGUCAAUUCCAGUUUUUCAAUUUAGUGUUUGCAAACUCCUAUAUGGAUGAGUUAUUUCAAAUGUGGAAGUGGCAAUCGUUGAUAUUUCCUUUUGAACCCUUCUGCUUGAACAAGUACAGUACAUUUUGUACUUUUGAUGGAAGUAAUAUUUAUAGAUCUGGGAUUUUAUUGAUUGGUUGACUUGGCGUUUUAUCCUUUCUCUCUCGUGUAAAAAUUUCUGAGUUACACUACGGAUUUUACAAGUGAAAGCUAGAUUGGAUUGUCGAUAGGGCUUUGGGAGUUUGAUACCUUUGGAAAAACAUAUGCAAAAGCAACUAGUUUUCCCCACUUUUUUCUGUAUGUAUAGAUGUUUAUAAUGGGGGAAAAGUAUUGAAUAUUGAUGAAAGGUCAUUUAGACGUCUCCGUCCAUAGAUAUAACUCAUGGAAUGGAUGGAGCAGCAUCAGUUUCUCAGCUUACUUUGUGUACUUUCUUUUAGUUGAAGUGGCCUAAAGUUGACGUGUACUUUUGGCUAAUUUCAACCGCAGCAAAUCCCCUUGUCAUGUUUAAGAUAAGAUAGGCCAAUUUUUGUUCCCAGUCAAGUCUGACAUUUUACAUUUGUCAAUAUACAACAAACGUUCAGGUCUCAACAAUAAAACAACCCUCCUUUUUUGAAAUGGUGUUUAUUUUAUUCGAUGACGAGGUUUUCUUUUUACGAUUGCUGUUGAAUACCGUAUUAGGAAUGUUGCAACAUUCGUUGCCUUUUGUCCAAAAUGGGAUGUUUUACUUCACUCUAAUAUAAUCAGAUAAGCAGUGUAAAUUAAUUUGAUUGAAUUAUACAGUUAAGUUCCUGGAGUAGUUUUUUUCUCUAUAGGUAAUUCUGACGGCGACCUUUUUUACUGUCCGGGAUGAAUGAAACGAUUAGAGAGAGUGUCACUGCAAUAGCUUAUAACAAUGUAUUUGAAUAACAUUGGUUAGGCAUACUUUUUGUGUUCCAUGAAUAUGAUUUAUGGCAUUUUGUUUUUGCCUUUUUCGUGUGUAAAUGAGUAUGUAUUCAUAUAGGAAGGACACUGCCUGCAGAACAAUCGUUUAAGCACCUUAAUAUGUAAUUAUUUUAUUUUUUUGUUUCUGUCUUUGGUUGAUUUUGUUCUAGUUUAUUUUUCCCCUUUUCAUUCACUCUUCCCUGGGUCGUGUUCAUUUAGGCACCAAAAGAGAACGGACUCCCUGGACAUGUCCAAUAAGAAAUGCACAUUUUCAUAUUCUGUUGCAAACGUUUCCCGUUGCUAUCCUCAAUGAACACGACCCUGGAAUGUGAGAGCACUGCGUGUCUGUUGGCGGCUUUUUUUGUACGUCUUUUGUAUGGAGCUGUAAAUCGACGACACCGAUCCACUGCUUUAUAAACUCUUAUUUUUCUCACCCAC
This is a messenger RNA of Oncorhynchus keta (chum salmon), 10039 nucleotides long. RefSeq names its product sorbin and SH3 domain-containing protein 2. Gene Ontology annotation, cellular component: plasma membrane. Gene Ontology annotation, molecular function: protein binding. The record is from RefSeq and is a predicted model, not a curated record. NCBI's taxonomy places the organism in Eukaryota, Metazoa, Chordata, Actinopteri, Salmoniformes, Salmonidae.